AUGAACAACGCGCAAGAUAUGUCGCCCGAUUUUGUCUUGAUGCGCCUGGUCUCCGCGGCCGAAGAUGACCGCCUGGACGAGGAAAACGGUAAUUUGUCGUCGGGCGGAGUGGUGGGAGGACUGGGUAAGGAGAUCUUGGCUCACAGCGGCAUAAAAGGAGACCCGUCGACAGGCCUCCCCCAUACGGUGAACAAUGCCCAGCCGAGCGGCGGGUUAACGGCUGCACCUGACACCGCAGCGAUGGCGACCGGAGCGUCGCUGUCCGGUACUCCUCAUCCUCCUCCUCCUAAUCCUCCUCAACUGAGCGCUCCGGAGGCCCAGGGCUUCGAGUUCGCUCCCAGAGGCGGCCUACGGCCUCAGCUUCUGGUGUUUCCCAAUUUAAUGCGGGACGCUGAUGGGCUUUUGGACCGCGAAUCGGACCGAGGGAAUCAGGACAAAAUCCCGGGCUCGACCUCCUCUAACACGAGCCUGCCUUUGCCUUUCAAUAACAACGUUGUUCUGAGCCCCGGCGGAGCGCAACAGCAGAACCGCUUGGACCAGACCUGGAAUAUGGGGCUGCUCCCCCAGGUGGUGGCCGGGGAGAUGGAGGGGGGUGCGGAUGUAUGUCGCCGACACCGUCUGAUCACCUCCCCUCCGGAGUGGCCCUUGUUGUCGGAUAAAUCCGGUCCUCUGGUAACCAUGGAGUCCAAAUGGAGCUGCGCGGCGGGGGACCGGGAGGGAGCCGUCUUCGAACUGGCCCGUCGGUUCGGAGAGCUCGGGGUCAGCGCGGUCCCGAAAAUGUUGUUCAAAAAUGGGGAGCUGGCGCAGUGUUCGUGUCAGGGGCCGGCGGGAGCGGGGAUGGAGCCCGGAGACGACCCGACCGAAACCAGCGACGCCUUGUUAGUGCUGGAAGGUUUAGGGGGCGGGGAUGUCGCCAGCCUGGGCAUAGCGGGGGAAUGCCCGGAGGACGCGACAGAUGACGAGAAUGGACGCCGUGCGUUUUUGCUCAACAGAAAGAGGGAGAUAGUUCAAAAAAUGUCCGGGGCUUUCUCCCUUGGCAGCUUUCAGGCGGAGCUGAGCAGGCAGCAGGUGGAGGUGAUGGGCCGGGAGCCGCGGGCGGCAGCGGCGGCGGCGCUCAUGGACACUCAGGUGUGUGGCGUCCACGGAAACGUGAACGACCGCAGCUCUCAUGUCGCCGUGGGAGAUGUCGGGGUACUUCUCAGGGACCCGGACGUCUCGUCGCUGUCACCGACGCCUUUACAGAGUUGUACCAGGGCGGCCAGCCCGAACCCCAGCCGGGCAUCCACCCCUCGGCGGCGGCCCGAGCGGUGCGCCAGCGCGCCGCGGACGCCCACGGACCGCGGAGGCGGCGUGGACAAAACGCUCAAGAUCCCCGCCAAGCCCAGAAAGGGGUCGUUAAAGAAUCGCUUGAGUAAACUUUUCCGGACUAAGAGCUGCAGCGGCUCCAAGCAUCUGCUUGACAAGAGGCCCUCGGUGACCUGUUCGGUCUCUUCCGCCGGAAGUCUGAUGGAUGUGGCCAGCACAGGUGGUGCUGAACAGGACGUAGACAGCCAGCCUCGACUGACCAGGGCCCAUAGUGCCUUCUCCCCCACAUCCCUCUCUGCCUUCACCGGUGAGACCGUUUCCCUCUUGGAUGUGGACAUUUCCCAGCGAGGCAUGAACACGCCACAUCCGCCGACACCUCCGCCUCCCCCACGCCGAAGUCUCAGUCUGCUAGAUGACAUAGGUGGGCCGCAGCCUGGGCCUUUCUUAGUGAGUGUCAUGGGGGCGUCCCUGCAGUCCCUCCCCCUGCCUCUUCCCCCUCCUCCCUCCUCCCACACCACCAUUCAGCACAGUCUCAGCCUCAAUGAUGCGUUCCUCCGGGCCUUGCCUCAUGCGAACCUAAUGCAGGCGGACACCCAGCCCCCAGCCAGGCUGGCCCCGCCCUCAACGCUCUGCCCUUUGCGGAGGCCCGACGCCAGCAACUUCACUGCCAGUCUGAGAGAGCUGGAGAAGUGCGGUUGGUACUGGGGUCCUAUGAACUGGGAGGAUGCUGAGAUGAAGCUGAAGGGGAAACCAGAUGGUUCCUUUCUUGUCCGGGACAGUUCUGAUCCGAGAUACAUCCUAAGCCUGAGCUUCAGGUCCCAGGGAGUCACACAUCACACACGUAUGGAGCACUACAGGGGGACUUUCAGCUUGUGGUGUCAUCCUAAAUUUGAGGACCGCUGCCACUCAGUAGUGGAGUUCAUUGAGCGAGCCAUCAUGCAUUCCAAGAAUGGCAAAUUCCUCUACUUCCUCCGAUCCAGAGUGCCAGGGCUCCCACCGACCCCCGUGCAGUUGCUGUACCCUGUUUCUCGCUUCAGUAAUGUCAAGACCCUGCAGCAUCUCUGUCGCUUCUGCAUCCGGCAGAUGGUUCGCAUCGAUCACAUCCAGGAGCUUCCGCUGCCCAAACCGCUGAUCUCCUAUCUGAGGAAGUUCUAUUACUAUGACCCUGAGGAGGAGAUGUACUUGUCAAUCAAGAGCAUCCGUCUGGGGGCGGGACCAGAGCAGCAGGCAGAGUCUCAGACGUAG
Molecule: messenger RNA, 2550 nt
Organism: Lampris incognitus (smalleye Pacific opah)
Lineage: Eukaryota; Metazoa; Chordata; Actinopteri; Lampriformes; Lampridae
Gene: socs7
Product: suppressor of cytokine signaling 7
Exons: 9
Coding region: 1-2550 (849 amino acids)
Biological process (GO): phosphatidylinositol phosphate biosynthetic process; intracellular signal transduction
Cellular component (GO): phosphatidylinositol 3-kinase complex
Molecular function (GO): 1-phosphatidylinositol-3-kinase regulator activity
Source: RefSeq, a predicted model, not a curated record